Molecule: messenger RNA, 2170 nt
Organism: Penaeus chinensis
Lineage: Eukaryota; Metazoa; Arthropoda; Malacostraca; Decapoda; Penaeidae
Product: receptor expression-enhancing protein 5-like
Exons: 5
Coding region: 78-653 (191 amino acids)
Source: RefSeq, a predicted model, not a curated record
CACUGUCACCAUCGACAUCAAAUCAAGUGCUUUGCAUAUCAGAAGUGUUAGGAGACCUGGGGGGAAAAGCUGACAAAAUGGCCAAGGAUAACGUAAAGGGCAAGAAGCAGGGAGAUGUUGAAAUGUCACUACCAGAUGCAAUUAUCUGGGCUGCAAAGGAUAUUGUGAAUGAUCCAAGGUUGUCAAAUCUCACACAGGAAAAGUACAUACCUAUGUGGAAGUAUGGUGCCCUUGCUAUAACCAGUGUGUAUCUGGUCUUCGGAUGGGGUGCUCAGUUGAUCUGCAAUGUCAUUGGAUUUGUGUACCCUGCAUACUGCAGUAUCAAAGCCCUCGAAUCUGUGAGGAAAGAAGAUGACACACGCUGGCUGACUUACUGGGUCGUCUUUGCCCUGUUCUCUGUGUGUGAAUUCUUCUCGGAUCUGCUCCUUUCAUGGUUCCCAUUCUACUGGCUGGCUAAGUGCUUGUUCCUGGUAUGGUGCUUCAUGCCAGUCUCCUGGAAUGGCUCGGAAUUCAUCUACAACCGUGUCAUCAAACCUGCAUUCAUGAAGCAUCAGAAGGAGAUUGAUACAGCCAUGUCCAAGGUGACCGACAAGAUCAACGAGCUGGCUGACUCUGCCACACAAGUUGCUGCUGAUGCCAUCAAGAAGGAUUAAGGUCCUACAGUCACUAAUCCAUUGAUGCCAUGGGUGCAUGUGUACGUGGUAUGUCCACUGUUGUUUUAUUAAUUAAUUUUGUUUACACAAAUGGCUCCUUUAGUAUUUGUUCACCAAGGAGUCAUUACUAGGCUAUUUCAUCUUCCUUAUUUAUCCCAGUCCUUGAAAUUUUUGAAAAACUAGAUUUAGUAUUAUUAUUGUUGUUGGUAACAUUAUAAUAAUAAGAAUGUUUAUAAUAAUAAUGUAAUAAUGUUAAGUAUGAUAAUGAUGAUAGUAUCAGGAAUAAAAACUUUCAUUCAAAUUCAAGGAAUGGGGUAUACUGGUUAGGUAAGUUAGGGCUAGUAAUCAACUGCUUGGUGAUUUAGCAUCUGUGAAGCCAUCUAUGUAAACAAAAUUAGGGGGGGGGGGGAUAUAUAUAUUUAUAUAUAUGUAAAUUGAUAAUAAUAAAUACUACUACUGAGGAUAAUAAAUCGUGCAAGUACCAAAUGGGUAAAUUGAAUUAAGCAAGCUCGGAUUUUAUCAGAUGUAAAAAAUAAUGGCAUGAUAUGCAUGCCAUUUUAUUUUAUUAACCCAUUGGUGUAGAAAACUAAAAAAAAAACUCUUUGAGCACGUGAGUUCGGUACAUCAAGCCGAAUCACUGCCUCGGAGCACAUUUCGAGCGUGUUGUUAUGACGCCUAUAGGCGUGACCCGUCAGGAAGGGGUUAAUUGUAUACAUAUAAAUGGGCCACCACAAGUACUUAGUCUUCAAGGAGUCAAUUAUUAGUCCUACCUUUCUCACUUGUUUAUCCUUUGACUUGAUCUUCUUAGAUUCUUUUAAUUUUCUUUAGUAUUAAUAAGUAUUUUAAUAAUAAUAUAAUCGAUGUCAUUAACCCAGCAAUACGGAUGAUGUGACGCUUAAGUUAUGAAAAGGAUUCUAUUCCUGGCUUAGGUAGUUUUACAGAAAAUUUAAUAUUACCCCCUAAAAAAAAAAAUAAUAAAUAAAUAAAUGACACUAAUAACAGUAUUACUUGUUGGAGUAUGGAGUAUGUGCAAGGAAAACGGUCUAUUACCAUCUAGAUAAAGCAUAUUAAAUGACAAAUAUAAUCAUUGGAAAAUGGCAAAAAAAAAACUAAAAUCGCUAAUGUUGAAAGAGAAAAUAACAUUCCAAAUGGGAACCAAAAGGGAAGCAUAGUAUUGCCACCGCACAAGCAAUGCACCCAUCAGAAUAGCUGAUAAGUAAGCCUGAUGCCCAUGUUUAGGCCAUUGUGAUAGCAGUGAAGCCUUCAGAUCCUGUGGAUUAAUAACAGGUCAAUAUUAAUAGCAUUUGGGGGGGAGGAUCCUAAAAAUUUUAGCAAUGGGGAAAUCGGGCGAGGUCACUAUCACCUACCAAUUGACUCCUUAGAGUUAUCUGUCAAAAACAAAUAGCAAAAAACACAGUGGAUCGUAACCAACAAGAUAAACGGUUUUUCAUGUUAAGGACAUACAAUUUUAUAAAAUAUUACAAAUGUUUAUUAAAAUAAAUUCUACAGUGUUUAAA